Salvia miltiorrhiza (redroot sage) is the source of this 1635-nucleotide messenger RNA. RefSeq lists its product as uncharacterized. The record is from RefSeq and is a predicted model, not a curated record. Lineage: Eukaryota; Viridiplantae; Streptophyta; Magnoliopsida; Lamiales; Lamiaceae. The transcript is spliced from 6 exons. The coding region runs from base 244 to 1635 and encodes 463 amino acids.
UUUAGUUGAAAAUUUUGUAUGUUUUCAGUGUAUGAUAGUUAUGUUAAUUCAUACAUCGGUUCAAAUUGAAUGAAGUUUUAUUUGUUAAUUUCUUGUAUUUUGCGUAGCUGAAAAUUUUCUGAGUUCGUAGGAGUUUCAACUUACAGAAUGCUGGGGAUUUCAUUUUCACGGUUCCCGAUCGUUAGUUCUGAGUAGAAUUUUGUGAAUUUACGGCUUUACCCUCUUGAUUUUGCUUUGUUUCCAAUGGGUUCGUCCUUUUUGGUCGAGAAUGCCCCUUUGUAUGAUUUAGAAAAGGUGGCUGAUGGAGGUAUUCUAUUUGAGGAGCAAUCUGUUGGCAAACGUUCUAGCCUUUGGAGAAGCCAACAAAUUCUUAUUUUCUGCGUGAGUGAUGCUGAGAUUGAGUUAGAAUGUGAAGUUUUUGAGAAGCAAUCGAAGCUAAGAAGAACUGCUAGCCAUGAACAACAGAGGUGCUCUCGUCUCCGCCAGGUGUCACCUUUGGUCUUUAAACCUGUUACGGCAGCAUCUUUCGGCCCAGAACUUUGCUCAUCUUGGAUGUAUGAGAUUAUGCCCUCGUUGGCUGGUUUUUGCGGCAAGCAAGUAAUCGAGCACGAGAACCGAAUUCCUAGAAUGCAGCGUUGGUCAGCAGAUUCUGGUAUUUUGUUCGAGCACCUCUGGCCUUACUUUUUACCUAGAGCAGGAAAUGAUCCGGUCCCAAUCAUCGUAUCAGCCCAGGAAUAUGAGAUGAUGGAUGAGCUCGGUAUUCCUUCAACGAUGCAUCCUGCGUCCCCUACUCUAGUUUUUAAUUCCAAAUCUCUUGUUAGAAAAAGACGGCUAACAUACGAGGACGUCGAAACUUCUGAAAAAACUGAAGCAUUGAAGGGAAGUCCAUUGAAGUCUUCUAGCCGUGGUAAAAAGAAGCUGUUAAGUGGAGAUCCUCCCCCUAGUACUCGAUUGGUUGGAAAAACGGAGCAAAUAGAAACAAAGAAGGGCCAUGAUGUGGAUAAUUACGCAGAAAAUGCAGCACCUACACCUGCAUUAUCUAAAAAUACCGUGAAGAAUAAUAGCAAUUUAAUGGAGAAAGUUGACAAGUUAGACCAGAAAGUGGAGAAGAUGGAUGGCAAAGUUGAGCAUCGAGACACGACUCUACACGAGAAUCUUGAUGAUUUGGGUAAUAAAGGUGAUCAACUCAAAGUAUCAAACACUGGAUGGUUCAGUAACGAAUGGUUGCUUGAAGAUCCUUUUGCGGUGCAUGAUUGUAAUUAUCAUGAACCACCAAAGCCGGUUCCUUUAACAGAUAAUCCAGUGAAGAAGUCAUUGAGUGUUGGUGAUUCGAGGACCAAAUCUGAAGGUUUUAAAGGAAAAUCCUUCCUUCCACGCACUAAAGAAGGUCUUGGACACACCAUGAAGACUGAGGUGAUUAGUAGCUUGAAAAUUCCUGGCGAAACAGAAAACUUGCUGCCUUCCCUAAAUUUGGAUUGCACAACGUCGUACAGCAAUGGCAUGCCUCAGAAAACCUCCAUGGAUGCGUUGAAGUUCGACCCUUCAGACUUCGACUUCAACUAUGCCGAGCUCAAUCCAUUCCUUCGAUGGCAAAAAGCAGCUUCCAGUGGUCAUCGGUAUGUUUUUUUCUGUUAA